AUGAGUGACAUGUGGCAGCCACAACCGACACUUCUUCAUGAAGUUAUUGCUCUAUUACAAGUGUAUACAGUACCAAAUAAUCAAGUGCAACAGGAUUCAUACCAACGUCUCCAGCAAUUUCAGAAGAAUCUCGAGUUUAAUCUCUAUUUGGUUCAUUUACUCUGCUCCAUGCAGACGGAAUCAAAUGUUCGUCAACUUGCUGGAUUACUGCUAAAACGAAAUAUUAAAGCACGUGAUGCUAGUACCGUACUGACGCCAACUGAGGUGGAGGUUUUUGCUGUCAUUCGUGGCCAGACACUCCGAGUACUGGCUGAUCCGCUGCCACCCAUUCGCAACACAGCUGGCUCCAUUGUCACUACAUUUGUGUCCCAAUACACCUUUUUAGAUGAAUGGCCGGAGCUCAUGCCGGCACUGCUUUUGUUCUUAGAGCAGCAAGAUGAAAAUGCAGUAGCUGGAGCAUUUGGCGCGCUUGUUAAAAUCUGCGAAGACUCGGCUGCGAAGCUUGAAAACUCACCCAGUCGCCCGCUUAAUGUACUCGUGCCCAAGCUGCUGCAGUAUUUUCACCACCAGAACGCCAAUUUUCGCCGUGAUGCGCUCGAAUGCCUUAACAAUGUGCUUAUCUACAUGCCCGUAGGCCUGGUUGUACAAAUGGAGAAUUUCUUGGCGGGCAUCUCACUACUCACGCAAGAUCCGUCCAAUGACGUACGGAAACUCGUUUGCAAGAGUAUUGUCAUCUUGCUUGAGGUAGGCGUGCAGUACCUCGUACCACACUUGGACAGCAUUAUUCAGUUCAUCCUUCGCGCCAACCAGGACGAGGAUGAGAAUGUAGCCAUCGAGGCUUGCGAGUUUUGGGCGUCUUUUUGCGAUCUACGCGAGUUCAAUGAAAUUAAGCCCAUGCUACUGCCGUACUUGGCACAGAUCGUGCCACUGCUGUUCCAGCGCAUGGUAUACAGCGAGGAGGAUCUGGCCAAUUUCGAGGCCGAGGAGCAAAGUCAAAAUGAAAAUGUGCCUGACCGACCGGAGGACAUUAAGCCUAUCUUUCACCGCAAGGGUGGCGGUGGACAGGAGGGUGGCAAUCUUGAUGACGAGGACGACGGCGAUGACGAGGACGACGACGAUGAUGAUGAUGACGACUCGCUGCUGAAAUGGAAUCUUCGUCGCUGCUCGGCUGCUAGCCUCGACAACCUUGCCAAUGGCUACGGUAACGACAUUCUCCCGACGUUGCUGCCGCUGCUGCAGCAGCGUCUUGCGCAGGAACAGCCGUGGCCGCUGGUGGAAAGUGGUAUUCUGGCCCUUGGUGCAAUUGCGGACGGUUGCUACAAUGGAAUCACGCCUCACCUUCCCCAGUUGUACCCGUUCCUGCUGCAGAAAUUGGACGACCCUGCACCACUCAUCCGUAGCAUUACUUGCUGGACAUUGAGCCGUUAUGCUUCGUGGGUCGUGGAGCAAGGCAACCACGAGGUGCUAUUCAAGCCACUUGUUGAGGGUAUGCUAAAGCGCAUUUUGGAUCCGCAUAAGAAGGUACAAGAGGCAGCAUGUUCUGCGUUUUGCACUCUUGAGGAAGAAGCUCGCGAGGAGUUGGUGCCUUACCUUACACCAAUUCUGCAGAACCUUAUGUUUGCUUUUGGCAAAUAUCAGGCGAAGAACCUGUUAAUUUUGUACGAUGCGAUUGGAACGCUUGCAGACUCGAUUGGCGACCACUUGAAUCACUCUGAGUUGAUUCAGAUCCUUAUGCCUCCGCUAAUUGCAAAGUGGAAUGCUUUGGACGACCGAAGCCGCGAGAUUCUACCGCUGUUUGAGUGUCUGGCGCCAGUGGCUCAGGCGCUGGGCAAUGGCUUUCAAGAGUUUGCGAUGAACGUUUACGUUCGUUGUCAGCGCAUUGUGGAAAACGAGCUGCUUGCUGACGCUAUGUCAGAGCAGAGCCCUGAAGAGUUUGAUGAGGGUGAUCCGGAGCUGAUUGUGUGCGCUUUAGACCUGAUCUCGGGCAUGAUUGAAGGUCUGCAGCACAACAGUGAAGCACUGCUGAAUGGAUCGAACAUCCUGAACGUGCUUAGGAGUUGCGUGCGUCACGAAGUAAUGGAUGUGCGCCAGAGCGCCAUGGGCGUUGUAGGCGACCUUGCGAAACACGCGUCGAACAUGCUCCGCCCUGGUCUUGGCGACCUGCUGCCGGUGUUGAUUGAUAAUAUCGACGCUGAAUUGCCUACUGUGUGUAACAAUGCAAGCUGGUCGGUAGGCGAGAUCGCUAUACGUAUCGGCGCUGAUAUGGAACCAUAUGUCGAGAGUUGCUUGGGUCGUCUAAUUGGCAUGAUCAAUCGCCCAAAAUUGCCACGUAACUUAGUGGAGAAUUGCACGAUCACCAUCGGCCGACUCGGCUACGUGUGCCCGAACGUUGUGGCACCGCAUUUGCAGGAGUUUGCGAAGCGUUGGUGUCGCGCUCUCGCGCAUGUACGGGCGCCAGAAGAGAAAGAGCAUUGUUUUUUGGGUCUGUGCUACAUGGUGAAGGCGAACCCGAAUGGCAUCGUCGCUGACUUUAUGUACAUGUGCGGUGCCAUUGCUUCGCUAGAGGGUCAGCAGAUCCAGCAUGCAGAGCUGAAGGACAUGUUGUUCCAAAUUGUGCAUGGCUUUAAGACGAGCCUGGGUGAAAACUGGGCUGCGUACUUUGCGAGCUUUCCGGAGCCUCUGCGACGGUUCCUCACGACGCGCUUUAACCUGUAG
Peronospora belbahrii is the source of this 2715-nucleotide messenger RNA. Lineage: Eukaryota; Oomycota; Peronosporomycetes; Peronosporales; Peronosporaceae. The record is from the annotation of a GenBank genome assembly.